AGUCUCACUAAUUUGUAUACAUAAUCCAUCAAAUCAAAUGGAAACCAAAUUUGCAUAUUUGAUGAGUUACAUAAAUUUUACUCAAUAAUAAAUAUAGUGUUGGAGAGGGUUAAUAUAUUUCUCUAUAAUCAAUAUUUGCACAAUUAUACACGUUCCCAGUAUCAAUGCAUAGCUGUCCCCAGACAACCCAUGCAAUUGAGAGGAAGGUGUAUGUAUGACUUGGCUUUGAGCUUGACAAUUGACAUCAAUGACCAGUCUCUGCUGUGAUAUUUGGUUAAGGUAGUCAGUGUCGUCAAAAUCUCUUCAAAAUUUGAGACAUAAAAAGAAGAAAAAAGAAGCUUACAAUACAAUGCAAUACAAUUGUAAACUUUGGUGCCCCUCCUCUCUCCCCUUGGUGGAGGAUUCUAUUCUACACAUGACAUGAAUAAAAAACAUUAAACAAACCCAUGUGUCAUUUGGAAAGCUUCAAACUAUUGCUCCAUUAACAUAUAAGACAUUAUCUGAAUUUGGGGUAGUAGGCAAUCUUCCAAUUACUUUUGUUUACACGGUUAAAGUCCAAGUCAUAUAACUCAAGUUGGGGAACAGUAAGCUGUGGUUUCACAAUAGAAUGAGACUGUUCCAUGACCCAUGUUUCUGUUUUGUUCACUGAUUAGGACAUAUCAGGAGAUUGGAACUAAAAUUUUCAUGGUAGAAAUAAUCAAAUACUGAAUUCAAGGUAGUUUUAAAGGGGAAUUGACAGCAAGGAUUUCCUGAUUUCAAAAUGAACUUGAGACAAAUAAGUUAAUGGACAACAAAGAAAAUCACUUAUCAAUGGUGGCCUAUGAGACGAGUAGCAAAAAGAAGGUUGGGAAGGAUGCAAUAGGCAAGUCCUCUGAUGGAAGGGAACUUUCCAGGGUCUUUUCUGAGGAUUAUGAUUCAGAACAGAUUUUGAUAUUGGAUCCUAGGGGACCAAGAGUAAAUAGUUGGAACAAAAUUUUCUUAGCAGCUUGUUUGAUUUCAUUAUUUGUGGAUCCCCUAUUCUUUUACUUACCAGUGGCUAAGAAGGACAAGUGCAUUGAUAUGUCCGAUGGUCUUGAAGUGUCCCUUACCGUAAUCCGGUCAUUGAUUGAUGCAUUUUACAUUAUUCAGAUUUAUUUUCGGUUUCAAACUGCUUAUAUUGCUCCUUCCUCUCGUGUUUCUGGUAGAGGAGAGCUUAUCAUAGACUCUUCAAAAAUUGCGUCCAAGUACACGAGGAAAGACUUCUGGAUUGAUCUAGUGGCUGCCCAACCACUUCCACAGGUAUUGAUUUGGGCCGUAAUUCCUAAUCUAAGAGGCUCUCAAAUGAUUGCUUCAAGGCAUGUUUUGCGCCUUGUUUCGAUUUUCCAGUACCUCUUGAGGCUGUAUCUUAUUUAUCCUCUAUCAUCUGAAAUCAUCAAGGCAAAUGGGGUAAUGAUGGAGAAAGCAUGGGCUGGGGCAGCAUAUAAUCUGAUGCUCUAUAUGCUAGCUAGUCAUGUUUUAGGAUCCUCUUGGUACCUGUUGUCAAUAGAACGGCAGAAUGAAUGUUGGAAGAAAGCUUGUACACUGCAAUAUCCACGCUGCCAGUAUCAUUAUCUUGAUUGUCAAAGCAUGGAUGACCCAAAUAGGAUUUAUUGGUUAAGAUCAAGCAAUCUCUCAGGUCUAUGUGAUCAGAACAGUGAUUUCUUUCAAUUUGGCAUUUUUACUGAUGCUCUAGAUUUGGGAAUUACGGGCUCAAAAUUCAUCAACAAAUACUAUUACUGUCUCUGGUGGGGACUAAGGAAUCUCAGCUCUGUGGGACAGAAUCUCUUAACAAGCACACGUGUUGCAGAGAUCAAUUUUGCUGUGGUCGUUGCAAUUCUUGGAUUAGUGCUUUUUGCACUGCUUAUAGGCAAUAUGCAAACCUACCUGCAAUCCACCACUACGCGACUAGAAGAAUGGAGAAUAAGAAGGACAGAUACAGAAAGAUGGAUGCAUCACAGGCAGCUCCCUCAUUAUCUGAAGCAAAAUGUGCGACGUCAUGAACAAUUCAGAUGGGUUGCUACUAGGGGAGUUGAUGAGGAAACUAUUCUCGGAGACCUUCCCACAGAUCUACGACGUGACAUCAAACGCCACCUUUGCCUUAAUCUAGUUAGACAAGUACCACUAUUUGAUCAGAUGGAUGACAGGAUGCUAGAUGCAAUCUGUGAAAGGCUGAAACCUUCUCUUUUCACUCCCGGCGCCCACGUGGUUCGCGAAGGAGACCUUGUGAAUGAGAUGAUCUUCAUUGUUAGAGGAUGCCUAGAUUCUUGCACCACAAAUGGUGGCAGAACAGGUUUCUUCAACUCCUGCAGGCUCGGCUCUGGCGACUUCUGUGGCGAGGAGCUCUUGCCAUGGGCCUUGGACCCUCGUCCAACGGUUGUGCUCCCUUCCUCAACUCGCACGGUGAAGGCCAUCACUGAGGUGGAGGCCUUUGCACUCAUUGCAGAGGACUUGAAGUUUGUGGCAGCACAGUUCCGGAGGCUGCACAGCAAGCAACUGAGGCACACUUUCAGGUUCCACUCACACCAGUGGAGGACUUGGGCUGCAUGCUUCAUACAAGCAGCGUGGUUCAGGUACAAGAAAAUGAAGGAGACGAGCGAGCUCAAGAGAAAGGAGAAACUCAUGAUGAUGGCAUAUGUGCCUGGAAACGGCACUGAACACUUCUCUGCACCACUGCAGGCUCCAAUGGGCACACUGUAUGCUGCAAAACUAGCUUCAAUCCCAAGGAAAGGUAGGAGUUUGAGAUAUGGGCCUGAACUUGACAUUCUUGGCUCAUUGAGGAAGCCCCUCGAACCGGACUUUACUGAUGAUGAUGAUUGAUGACAGGUGAAAGAGUUGUUCACUUGAAGAGGGCAUGUUACAAGUAUGUUUAUGCACAAUGUUAGAAGAGCUUUUCAGAGUUUUUCUAUUGAAGAUAUAGAUUUUUUUUUUUUUUUAGUAUAGAAACUCAUCAACUCUUUUAAUUUUUUUUUAUCCAGACAAGCUCCGAUAGUAAUCUAAGUGUAUAAUAGGAUUAUUAGAUGAGUAUGUGGUUCUUGUUAAUUGUAGUGAACUUUGUAACUGUGAAGGAGUCCUCAUGUUUUAGACAAGGACAAAAGAUGGAAAUAAACAAAACCGGAGGCAGAAUUUUUGUAUUAAUAAACGAUUUGAAUGUUGCCACAAUAUCCUUAACUCAAGUGGCAACAGGUUUCUUUGUACAUGAUUCCUAAACCCUAAUUCUAGUCUGGUCCCUUUGUAAUUUA
This is a messenger RNA of Cajanus cajan (pigeon pea), 3257 nucleotides long. Its product is annotated as protein CNGC15a. Gene Ontology annotation, biological process: transmembrane transport; potassium ion transport. Gene Ontology annotation, cellular component: membrane. The record is from RefSeq and is a predicted model, not a curated record. Gene Ontology annotation, molecular function: voltage-gated potassium channel activity. Lineage: Eukaryota; Viridiplantae; Streptophyta; Magnoliopsida; Fabales; Fabaceae.